AUGCAUGCCGAGGAAAAAUACUGGAAAGAAGAGGGCAAAAACUACAAGAAAGUGCAACGUGCACUAGAGGAAAAAUGGAAACUAGUGCCGGCUUUCCUGCAGGUGAAAGGAUUGGUAAAGCAGCACAUUGACUCGUUUAAUUACUUCAUCAAUGUGGACAUCAAAAAGAUUGUGCAAGCGAACGAGGAAGUAAAAAGUGAUGCCGAUCCGUGCUUUUACCUGAAGUAUCUGAACGUACACGUCGGUAAGCCGGACGUGGAGGAAGGGUUUAAUAACACCAAAUCUACCACUCCGCACGAAUGUCGCCUGCGGGAUAUGACGUACUCGGCACCGAUUACGGUCGACAUCGAGUAUACCAGAGGCACGCAACGUGUCGUUCGGAAUGGGUUGCUCAUCGGUCGGAUGCCGAUAAUGCUCCGGUCGUCAAACUGUGUGCUGACCGGCAAAUCGGACUACGAACUGUCGAAAGUGAACGAAUGUCCAAUGGAUCCGGGCGGUUACUUUAUUAUCCGCGGCACGGAAAAGGUAAUUCUCAUCCAGGAGCAACUAAGCUGGAACAAAAUGAUCACGGAGGACUACAACGGUGUUAUCCAGUGCCAAGUAACGAGCUCCACGCAUGAGAAAAAGUCGCGCACAAUCCUGAUUACCAAGCAUGGACGAUACUAUCUAAAGCACAACUCCAUGACGGAAGAGAUUCCCGUUGCUAUCAUCCUGAAAGCGAUGGGUAUUGCGUCGGAUCAGGAAAUAAUGCAACUGGUCGGUAUCGAUUCGGAAACGCAGAAACGGUUCGCACCGUCCUUACUGGAAGCGGCCAAUCAUAAAGUUUUUACCCAGCAGCGUGCCCUGGAAUACAUGGGCUCGAAGUUGAUCGCGAAACGGUUCACUACAGCGGCAACGAAAUACAAAACCACGGCCGAUGAAGCGCGCGAUUUGCUGGCCACGACGAUUCUCGCGCACGUUCCCGUGCCGAGCUUCAACUUUCAGGUAAAGGCGAUCUAUGUGGCGCUAAUGAUCCGUCGUGUAAUGGCCGCCGAGCUAGAUCGAAACUCCGUGGAUGAUCGUGAUUAUUACGGCAACAAAAGACUCGAGCUGGCCGGAUCGCUACUGUCUUUGAUGUUCGAGGAUCUGUUCAAGCGCUUUAAUUGGGAGCUGAAGAUGAUAGCCGACAAGAACAUUCCGAAGAUUAAGGCCGCCCAGUUUGACGUGGGGAAGCACAUGCGAGAGGCCCUCAUUACGUCCGGAUUGGAGACGGCCAUUUCCACUGGUAAUUGGACGAUUAAACGAUUCAAGAUGGAAAGAGCAGGUGUAACGCAGGUCCUGUCGAGGUUAAGCUACAUCUCCGCACUCGGUAUGAUGACACGCGUUAAUUCGCAGUUUGAAAAGACUCGUAAGGUGUCCGGACCGCGUUCACUACAACCCAGCCAGUGGGGUAUGCUUUGCCCGUCCGACACACCGGAGGGAGAGGCUUGUGGGUUGGUGAAAAAUUUAGCCCUUAUGACGCACAUUACCACCGAGGUGGAUGAGGAACCGGUAAUCCGUCUAGCGUACAAUGCCGGUGUCGAGGAUAUCCGUCUGCUCGGUGGAGAAACGAUCAACAAUCCGAAGGUCUUCAUGGUGUUCAUUAACGGUAACAUUCUGGGCGUAACAAUCGCUUACCGCCGACUGGUGGAGGUGUUCCGGAUGAUGCGACGACGCGGUUUGAUCGGAUCGUUUGUUUCGAUCCAUACAUCGUUUACGCAGCGCUGUGUUUACAUACACACUGACGGAGGUAGGCUUUGCCGUCCGUACAUCAUCGUGCAAGGCGGGCGACCGCUCGUGCAACAAGAACACAUCGAGCAGAUGAAGCUGGGGUUGCGGAAAUUCGAUGACUUCCUGCACGACGGGCUGAUCGAGUAUCUGGAUGUGAACGAGGAAAAUGAUUCCUUCAUCGCUUACCAAGAGCGUGAUAUCGAUCCGGAAAAGACGACGCAUCUUGAGAUCGAACCAUUUACGUUGUUGGGUGUUUGUGCUGGCUUGGUACCGUACCCGCACCACAACCAGAGCCCACGUAACACGUAUCAGUGUGCUAUGGGAAAGCAGGCGAUGGGUAUUAUCGGAUACAACCAGAAAAAUCGAAUCGACACACUGAUGUACAACAUUGUGUACCCGCAGAGUCCGAUGGUACGGUCGCGCACGAUCGAGCUGACCAACUUCGACAAGCUACCGGCAGGACAGAAUGCAACGGUGGCCGUUAUGAGCUACUCCGGGUAUGAUAUCGAAGAUGCGCUAAUCCUCAACAAAGCAGCGAUCGAUCGUGGGUACGGCCGGUGUCUCGUGUACAAGAACAGCAAGUGCACCAUCAAGCGCUACAGCAACCAGACGUUCGAUCGUAUCAUGGGUCCGAUGAAGGAUGCACUGACGGGUAAAAUUAUCAGCAAGCACGAAUGUCUCGAUACGGAUGGGAUCGUGUCGCCGGGCGAACGGCUCACCUGCAAACAGACGAUGGUGAACAAGGAGAUGCCCGCUGUAAAAUCGAACAAUCCUAUCGAACAGAAAGAAUCGGGCCAACAACCGAUCGCGUACAGUGCGGUACCGAUCACAUACAAGGGCACCGAGCCGAGUUAUGCCGAGCGAGUGCUCGUGUCUACGAACAACGAGGAAGAGUUCCUGGUGAAGAUCCUGUUGCGUCAAACGCGACGUCCAGAAAUUGGUGACAAGUUCAGCUCCCGCCACGGACAGAAAGGUGUGACGGGGUUGAUUGUGGACCAGGAGGAUCUUCCGUUCAACGAUUACGGAAUGUCGCCGGAUAUGGUGAUGAACCCGCACGGGUUCCCCUCCCGUAUGACGGUGGGUAAAACGCUCGAGCUGCUGGGCAGUAAAGCGGGCGUGCUGGAGGGAAAAUUCCACUACGGAACCGCAUUCGGUGGAUCGAAAUGUCAGGAUCUGCAGGAUGAGCUGUUUAAGCAUGGGUUUAACUAUCUCGGUAAGGAUGUUUUCUAUUCGGGCAUUACGGGCGAACCGCUCGAGAUGUACAUCUACUCGGGACCGGUGUAUUAUCAGAAGUUGAAGCACAUGGUGCAGGACAAGAUGCAUGCACGUGCGCGUGGUCCACGAGCAGUUUUGACGCGCCAACCGACCCAAGGCCGUAGUCGUGAGGGUGGGCUGCGGUUGGGCGAGAUGGAACGCGACUGUUUGAUAUCGUACGGUGCCAGCAUGUUGAUCAUGGAACGGUUGAUGAUUUCAUCCGAUGCGUUCGAUGUGGAUGUGUGUAACGUUUGCGGUAGGUUGGCCUACUCUUCCUGGUGUCACAACUGUCGCUCUUCGGCGAGUGUGUCGAAAAUAUCGAUGCCGUAUGCGUGCAAGUUACUGUUCCAGGAGCUCACCAGUAUGAACAUUGUGCCGCGGUUGAAGUUACAGAAUUACUAA
Messenger RNA from Anopheles marshallii, 3405 nucleotides. It is a transcript of the gene RpIII128, whose product is annotated as DNA-directed RNA polymerase III subunit RPC2. The record is from RefSeq and is a predicted model, not a curated record. Gene Ontology annotation, molecular function: DNA-directed RNA polymerase activity; ribonucleoside binding; DNA binding. Bases 1 to 3405 code for a protein of 1134 amino acids. Gene Ontology annotation, cellular component: RNA polymerase III complex. Gene Ontology annotation, biological process: DNA-templated transcription. Lineage: Eukaryota; Metazoa; Arthropoda; Insecta; Diptera; Culicidae. The transcript is spliced from 2 exons.